UGCACACAAAUAGGAGACCCUGCAAACCCUCAGCUUGUUAAAGAUGGGGACAUUGUGUUAGGAGGACUUUUUUCUUUCCACACCAACUGGGUAGAAAGAAAGAAAACCUACAUGGAAAAGCCCAAGCCACUGCAAUGCAUUAGUUUGAAUUUCAGAGAGUUCCAGUUAGUCCAGGCUAUGCUUUUUGCCAUUGAGGAGAUCAAUAACAGUUCAGACCUACUACCAGGCGUAUCUCUGGGAUAUAAAAUAUACGAUACAUGUGGAUCCAUUGCAAGAAGUGUGAAAGUCACACUGGCCUUGGUAAAUGGUAAUAAAAUGGUGGCUUCGCCUUCAAAGGCAUGUACAAGUCCUUCAAAUGUGCAGGCCAUAAUCGGAGAAACAUCUUCUUCUCCUUGUACUGCAAUAGCCACUGUUAUGGGUCCAUUUCACAUCCCACUGAUCAGCCACUUUGCCACAUGUGCUUGUCUCAGUAAUAAAAUCAAAUACCCCUCAUUUCUUAGAACCAUACCCAGUGACUAUUACCAGAGUAGAGCCCUUGCACAGCUGGUAAAGCAUUUUGGUUGGACAUGGGUUGGAGCUGUAAGGUCAAAUGAAGAUUAUGGCAAUAAUGGCAUGGCCACCUUCAUAGAAACUGCACAGAAGUUGGGCAUAUGUGUGGAAUAUUCUGUAUCUUUCUUUAGAACUGACCCAUCAGACAAAAUACAAAAGAUAAUUAAUACUAUUAAAGCUUCAACUUCAAAAGUAAUUGUUACCUUCCUCUCCCACAUGGACUUGGAUAUAUUAUUACAUGAGUUGUCUGGUCACAACUUGACUGGCUACCAGUGGGUGGGAACUGAAGCUUGGAUAUUUGAUUCUAAAACUGCGGAAGGAGAUGUUAAUCACAUUUUAGAUGGAGCCAUAGGCCUUUCCAUCCCCAAGGCAAAUGUGACUGGUCUGAAAGAGUUCAUGCUGGAUGUGAGGCCACUGAACUCAUCAAAUGCAGACUUAUUUACUGAGUUCUGGGAAACAUUAUUUAGCUGUAAUUUCAAACCGUUAAAAUCCACAGAGAAUUAUAGAACAUGUACUGGAAAGGAAGACAUAAAUAAAGUGGAAAACAGUUUCACUGACAUGUCGCUCAUGCCCAUAUUCAACAAUGUCUACAAAGGAGUGUAUGCAGUGGCCAAUGCCCUACACAAAAUUAUGAGCUGUAACAAAUCAUGUAAUAAAAAUAUGCAACUCGACCCUUAUACGAUUUUACAGCACAUAAAGGGAAGUAAUUUCAAAACAAAGGAAGGUGAUCAUGUUUACUUUAAUGAGAAUGGAGAUCCUGCUGCAAUGUAUGAAAUCAUAAACUGGCAGCCAGGCGAAAAUGGUACUGUUGACUUUGUGACGGUUGGUCUGUAUGACGCAACAUUACCAACUGACAGACAAAUGAAUCUGUACAACAAAACCAUCAUUUGGAUGCAAAACUCUUUGGAGGUCCCACUGUCAGUUUGCAGUAAGAAAUGUCCCCCAGGAACACGAAAGGUUCUCCUGAAAGGAAAGCCUGUGUGCUGUUAUGACUGUAUUAGGUGUGCCGAAGGAGAAAUUAGCAACAGCACAGAUUCUGUGACCUGUGUGAGAUGUCCCCCUGAAUCCUGGUCAAAUGACAGAAGGGAUGCUUGUAUAAAGAAGAAGGCUGAAUUUCUAUCUUAUGAUGAAAUCAUGGGAAUAUUACUCACUGUUGCCUCUUUAUUUGGAACAACCACUACUUCUUUGGUGGCAUUUAUUUUCUAUAGAUACAGGAAAACUCCUCUCGUAAGGGCAAACAACUCUGAGUUGAGCUUUCUCCUCCUUUUCUCCUUGACUCUGUGUUUUCUCUGCUCCCUGACCUUCAUUGGACGGCCCUCUGAAUGGUCCUGCAUGCUGCGUCACACAGCAUUUGGAAUCACCUUUGUCCUCUGUAUUUCCUGUGUCCUGGGGAAAACUAUAGUGGUUUUGAUGGCAUUUAAAGCCACGCUCCCAGGCAGAAAUGUGAUGAAAUGGUUUGGGCCUGCACAGCAGAGACUCAGUGUUCUGGGUUUUACUUUUGUGCAAGUGAUCAUAUGUAUCCUCUGGUUAACAAUCUCUCCUCCUUUUCCAACCAAGAACUUUAAAGAGUAUAAAGACAAAAUCAUUUUGGAGUGUGCUUUGGGGUCCUCAGUGGGUUUUUGGUCUGUGCUUGGUUACAUUGGACUUCUCGCAAUGCUGUGUUUCUUUUGUGCUUUUCUGGCUCGUAAACUGCCUGAUAAUUUUAACGAAGCUAAAUUUAUUACGUUUAGCAUGCUUAUAUUCUGUGCUGUUUGGAUUACUUUUAUCCCGGCAUAUGUCAGCUCUCCCGGAAAAUUUAGUGUUGCUGUAGAAAUCUUUGCCAUUCUCGCCUCUACGUUUGGACUCUUAACUUGUAUCUUCAUUCCAAAAUGCUAUGUUAUGUUACUAAAACCAGAAAAAAAUACAAAAAAACAUAUAAUGGGAAAGGGACAGUCAAAAUAA
Molecule: messenger RNA, 2490 nt
Organism: Cyprinodon variegatus (sheepshead minnow)
Lineage: Eukaryota; Metazoa; Chordata; Actinopteri; Cyprinodontiformes; Cyprinodontidae
Product: extracellular calcium-sensing receptor-like
Exons: 6
Coding region: 112-2490 (792 amino acids)
Biological process (GO): G protein-coupled receptor signaling pathway
Cellular component (GO): membrane
Molecular function (GO): G protein-coupled receptor activity
Source: RefSeq, a predicted model, not a curated record